CCAUUUCCUAAGCAGGAAGCUGUGGCAAGUUUCUCUUUUCAGGCUUGUUUACUGAGGCAGAAGCUGCCCUCAGCACCAGGCUUUGUGCAGACUCUUCACAGAGGCUGUGAAGUAUGGCCAUGAAAACUCGUUUGACAUGGUUGCAAGAAAAGUGCCUGCAGAAUUAUUUUGGAGGAAAACGGUUUUGUCUUCUUUAUAAGGCGACUCUGCAGAACUUCUCUCAUCGCGAUUUGUUAUGGAAAUGUUGGGAUCACGGUCCUACCAUGACAGUGUUUUACAGUAGAAACUGUGUCGUUGGUGCCUACCUGCAAGAGGGCUUCCAGAACAAAAAUGUUCCUAUCACUCUUUUUGUACUCCGAGAGACUGAAGUUUCAGCAUGUGCAAUAGGAGCACAUAAGCCAUCUUUUUUGUUCUAUGAUAGAGAGAAUACUGAUUGUAUUCCUGAUAUCUAUGUAGUGUUAUAUGAGAAAAACAUGACUAUAAGUUCAGAGGUAUGUGAAAAGCUCGGACUGCCUCGUCGAUAUUCUACCAUGUCUAUUCAGGAGUGUGAAACUUUUCGAUGCGAAGAGUUAUUGGAUGAGAGAAAGACAAGAGACAUUGCUGUGAUACAGAGAAAUUUAUUGACUGUCCUGAGUACCUAUAAGCCGUAUGGAGACCUGGUUCCCCAAACACGAAUUUUGCUGCUGGGUCCUAUAGGAGCUGGAAAGUCUAGCUUCGUCAACUCAGUCAAGUCUGUUUUCAGAGGCAGCAUCACACACCAGGCCUUGGUGGGCUGUGACAAAAAUGGGAUAUCUGACAAGUACAGGACAUAUUCCAUCACACACAGGGAUGAUGAUGGCCCCUUGCCGUUUGUCCUGUGUGACUCGCUGGGGCUGAGUCAGAAAGCUGGCUUGCACACAGAUGACACAGCUUACCUCUUAAAUGGCCACACUCCUGACAGGUACGAGUUCAAUUCCAUGAAGCCAAUCACAUCAAACCAUCCGAACUACAUUCACAACCCACUGCUGAAGGACAGAAUCCAUUGUGUGGUGUUUGUGUUUGAUAUCAAUUCUGUGGAACAGCUCUCCCAUGGGUUGGUGGCAAAGAUAAAAAGGAUUCGAAGAGAGCUGAUAAAAUGUGGCAUCCUGCAUGUGGCUUUGCUUACCCACGUGGAUAGCCUGGAUCUGAUUACAAGAGAAGACCUGGUAGACAUAUACAACUGUGAGCCUGUGAAGCUCAAGCUAGAAGCAGUCCAUAGAGACUUUGGUUUUGCCCUUUCUGACAUCUUGGUGAUUAGUAAUUAUGUCUCAGAGUGGCAUCUGGACCCUGUGAAGAACAUGGUAAUCCUCUCGGCACUGAGAGAGAUCCUGCAUACUGCAAAUGACUUCUUAGAGGACUUGCCUUUGAACAAACAGGUAUCAGAAAAGAAACACUCCCAUGUGUGCAAAAAAGAGGAAAAAUAAGAGAAUUUAUCAUGUAGUAAUAAUUAAUUGAUCAACAGAACAAUGAGAAAACAGGGGAGAAGAAGAAGAAGAAGAAGAAGAAGAAGAAGAAGAAGAAGAAGAAGAAGAAGAAGAAGAAGAAGAAGCUGAAACUAGAAUGCAUUUUAACUGUGCUAGGAAGAAGUACAUGUGCAAAAAAGCAGUGCCUUUGAUUAAUAGAAAAAUAAGAUAAAAGUAAUCAGUUAUGAAAAAUCAAUCAUAAUUCCUGGUGGGUUUAUAUUCUGUAUCUAUUAAAAAAUAAAAUGGUUUGUUGUUAUGAACCCCAAAUCUAACUUAAGUAUAUGUCAUUACUUUUCAAAUUCUAUU
Molecule: messenger RNA, 1787 nt
Organism: Peromyscus californicus insignis
Lineage: Eukaryota; Metazoa; Chordata; Mammalia; Rodentia; Cricetidae
Gene: Ifi44
Product: interferon induced protein 44
Exons: 9
Coding region: 114-1442 (442 amino acids)
Source: RefSeq, a predicted model, not a curated record